CAAACCGGAUUGAAAUUUGUGCCGCCUACGCCUGGAAGUGUGCAGUCGUCGCGUUCCGCUAGACAGAGUCCCUACGUCCACUUUUGUGGAUAUUUAAUAAAUAAAUUUACAAAGCAAUGUGAUGUCUAAGAAAAAAUGUUAAAAAAAGAACCUUCUUCUUGAGAUGAAAUUACUCUUGAAGUUAAUUGAAUCGAAUGAAAAUGUCACUCGAGUACAAGAACGAAUAUCGCAAGUCCAUUGACGGAUAUCAGCCUGCGGCACCUGUGAGGCGCAAGAUCGGUCUCUACUGGAUACUGGCCGCGUUGAGAAUAAUUCUGACACUUGCUCCGCAAACGGGCUACAUUCAUCCCGACGAAUUUUUCCAGUCCAUAGAAGUGAUCUCCGGAGAUCAUUUCGACAUUGACGUCUACAAACCGUGGGAAUUCAAUGCCACAGCUCCCAUACGUACCGCGUUAUUUCCUCAAGUUAUCGUGGGUCUGCCUUAUGCCAUCCUCAAGAGACUGUCUCCGUACACAUUUCACUUCUUCGGACUUUCACUGCGACGUCCGUAUUUCUUCGUGAUAUUUCCGCGAUUCUUCAUGUGCGCGCUCUCAUUUCUAUCCGAUUAUUUUCUUUACAAAAUCUGUUGUAUAUACGGACAGAAUUACAGAGUCAGACUUGUCACUUAUGCGAGUUCCUACGUCAUGCUCGUUUACGCAACUCAUACGUUAUCGAAUUCCGUCGAGCUGGUGCUGACCGCCGCGCUGUUGUAUUUCACAUCCAAGUGUAUGGCGCAUUCGGAGAAAGUGGUGCUUCACAGCGAUUAUCUCUCAACAAAAUACAACAAAGCGACAACCGGAGUGGAGCGAGUCAAAUAUUACAAACUCAAGGCACUGCUUCCCUCGCAUUCGUUAAACCACUGCUUCUGGCUGGCCACCCUGACAAUAGUUGGGAUAUUCAACAGGCCGACUUUCGUUGCGUUCGCGAUCGCUCCGAUUUUCUUUUGGCUACAAAGAGGUAUGGGUUCGAAAAGCGUCGGAUUCAAAGAUUUCCACAUCAGAAUGUUCGUCUUUGUUAUCUGCGGUCUACCGGCCAUGAUGUUUUUCAUUCUGGCCGAUAGUUUCUAUUACGCUUAUUUAACGAUGGGCGAGAUCGGCAAACUAGAGAUCGGAAUGAACAACUUUGUGGUCACGCCGGUUAAUUUUCUCAAGUACAACGCGAACAUGAAGAAUCUGGAAACCCACGGACUGCAUCCGCGUUUAUUGCAUUUGUUGGUGAAUGUCCCGUUGUUGUUCAGCGUCAUCGGAAUUGUUGGAUUGAUAACGUUCGUGAAAAUGAUUUACAAUGCACUGAAGGCACAGUGGCUGCACUUGCCACGCUUGCAAAGCAUCGUGGGAUUGAUGACGUCCGCGUUUAUCACGCCGAUCGUCUUAUUGUCUGUUUUUCCUCAUCAGGAACCUCGUUUCAUAAUACCGGCGCUUUUCCCGCUAGUAUUUCUCUACGCGCCCGAACUUAAUCAGGUUCCCAAUAUGGACAUCGUCCGCCGAUUCACCGACGAUGGCAAACCAUGCGCUUCCGCAGAACCACGGAACCGCAAACCCAGAAAAUUGGUGCUCUGGUACGUCAGCAAUCUAAUGCUGACUCUGUUCUACGGUUUCGCGCAUCAAGGUGGAAUUUUUCCGUUGACGUCUCACAUAGCGGCGGAGCUCAGAGCCAAACCGCAUCUCACGCACAUACACUUGUACACUUCGUACAGUUACUCGUUGCCCACGGCGCUGCUACAGCUGCGCAACACCCACAGAGUUUAUCGCAGCAGCAGCAAUCACAAGUAUAUGCUGACGCAGGACUUUCACCUGUACGAGCAGGGUUCCGAGCGUCUGCCGCGAGUGUUUGACAAUAUCAUCUGGAAGAUUAGGAACUGCGAAGAGAAGUUCGACGUCAAAAGGAUUCCCUACAGAUUGUACUACGCGUUGCCGGCUUCCGCGAUGAGCGAGUUUGAGAAACUGUGGAACGAUAGACCGAAUUCGUUCAAGUUUCAUGUGGUUAAAGGCUUUUAUCCGCACAUUUCCGUAGAGAGAUUGCCGCGUUUAAAGACUCUCGAUAGACUGAUAAGUUUGCCAUAUUUGCGCUUCGACGAUAUCUUCACCAGUUUUGUCAUGAUUAUCAAAGAGUUUUAUGAAGAAUACCUCAAACAAAUGCAAUUGCUGCUAUUAAAGAUCGAAUAUAUCAAGCCUAAAGCGAGACUGGGCACAGUGAAUAAACAUUAACAUAAAAUUAAAAAAAAAAAACAAAUUUAAAAAUAAAAAAAUAAGAAAAAGAGGCAACAACGAGCUAACACCUGUUGUUAAUUCGAGGAUUUUAAAAAAGAAUUUUACCCGAACGUCAGGAGUUAGCUCGUUAUUGCCCUUUUCCUAUCUUUUUAUUUGAACAUUCAACGAGCAUUAAAAAAACAUAUAAUUAAAUUUAAAAAUAAUUCAC
This is a messenger RNA of Pseudomyrmex gracilis, 2457 nucleotides long. It is a transcript of the gene PIG-Z, whose product is annotated as GPI mannosyltransferase 4. The record is from RefSeq and is a predicted model, not a curated record. The coding region runs from base 195 to 2246 and encodes 683 amino acids. Gene Ontology annotation, molecular function: alpha-1,2-mannosyltransferase activity. Gene Ontology annotation, cellular component: endoplasmic reticulum membrane. Gene Ontology annotation, biological process: GPI anchor biosynthetic process. The transcript is spliced from 5 exons. NCBI's taxonomy places the organism in Eukaryota, Metazoa, Arthropoda, Insecta, Hymenoptera, Formicidae.